CACUUAUCAUUUCUAAUGAACCUCCCUGUGAUUUUGAUGUUGUGUCUAAUCAAGAAGGAAUCUCUUUCUUUUGCAGUGCUGCCAUCUUUUUCUGGGAAUGUUCCAGGAGCACUCAAAGAUAUAUUCCCUUCUGCAAAUAUUACAAGACUAGGGGACUGGAACACUGUUGAUGGUGAUACUCGUUGGUGUUGUACUUUCCUUCUAGAUCCUUCUGAUCCUUUAUUCGUAGAGAUUGGGAAGGCUUUUAUUAAGCGACAAAUCAAAGGUGCGAUUCAUGUUUCUUAGUCACUCACUU
Molecule: messenger RNA, 295 nt
Organism: Camellia sinensis
Lineage: Eukaryota; Viridiplantae; Streptophyta; Magnoliopsida; Ericales; Theaceae
Source: RefSeq, a predicted model, not a curated record